Messenger RNA from Anisakis simplex (herring worm), 963 nucleotides. Lineage: Eukaryota; Metazoa; Nematoda; Chromadorea; Rhabditida; Anisakidae. The record is from the annotation of a GenBank genome assembly.
ACUGAAUCGCUGCAUGAUGUGGUGCCUAUCGCGUGCACCUCAACAACCUCCACAGUGGGCGCCACUGCAAACGUGCUGGCCGGUGAUCUGCUGACGAGUCUCGUCGCUUGCGCGCCACCCGCUCAUACGAGUGGCGGCGGCGGCGCAGGCCCAACUUCGUCCUCUUCUUGUACUGCUGGCGGCGGCGCCGGCGCCCAUGGUAGCGGAGCGUGUUCAUCUGGUGGUGGUGGUGGUGGCGGUGGCGCCGGCGCUUUAGGCUCAUCGGCUUCGUUUCAUACGGGGUGUAGUGGUUCGGGCGCCGGCGCCUUGGGCGCAGCUAGUGUCGGUUCUAACAGUGGCGAUUUGGCCGCGGCACUGUCGACCACGGUUGCAGCCACCACGCUGGCAUCGCUUUUCACUGGUGUUGGCUAUUCGUCCCCGCAGCUGAAUCAUUGCGCCUCGUCCGCGGCGGGAAUGGCGCCCAACAGCCCUUUCGUGGGCGCCAGCCCCCUUUCGACGAGUCCAUCGACGAUGGCGUCGGCCUUAUUGGACACGUGUGGUAUGGCGGCCGAUUUCGAGCAACUAGGUGCGGGAACGUUGAUGAGCGAGACUCCAACGCUGACCGAGACUCAAAUUGGUCGUUUGGCACAAUGCUCACUAAAACUUAUCGAGCGAUUGCCGCAAUUGGAACCNAAAUUGAUUCAAAAUAAGAAAAAAAUCAGCCGUGACCUUUUGGAGGUUAUGCAGCUGCCGUUGGGUUCACCACAACGACUGCAAGAGUACCGAAAAUAUUCGGCAAUUUAUGGUCGAUUCGACGCCAAACGAAAGCCGGACAAACCACUCACCCUACACGAGGUGUCUGUGAAUGAGGCGGCCGCGCAGCUAUGCCUAAGACAACCAGCUUUGCUCACUAGACGCGAUGAACUGUUUCCUUUGGCCAGACAGGUCAGGAAUUUUUCAAAAUAUUCCAAAAAAUUUUUUUGA